Saccharomycodes ludwigii is the source of this 2955-nucleotide messenger RNA. RefSeq names its product Nvj2p (gene NVJ2). The record is from RefSeq and is a predicted model, not a curated record. NCBI's taxonomy places the organism in Eukaryota, Fungi, Ascomycota, Saccharomycetes, Saccharomycodales, Saccharomycodaceae. Bases 1 to 2955 code for a protein of 984 amino acids. The transcript has a single exon. Gene Ontology annotation, cellular component: ERMES complex; endoplasmic reticulum. Gene Ontology annotation, biological process: phospholipid transport. Gene Ontology annotation, molecular function: lipid binding.
AUGAUAAGUUUGAAAUUAUUCUUAAUAAUAUAUCUAUUUGGUGGCGUUACCUUUAUCCCAUUAAUUUUGUACUUAUGGUUCAUAAAUUUACCAAACAAAACAGAUAAAAAUACUAUCAUUGACACGCAUAUAGAAGGAGAUAAACAACCAUUGUUAAAGGAAUCAAGUACUGUUGAUCCACAAUUGAAAGCUGGCGAAUUCGAUGAAAAGACUGAUGUGUCAGUUUUCAAGAAAGGUUGGAUGACUGUUACAAAACAAUUCUAUUAUCAUCCUUCAGCUUUACCAUCAAACCAAGAAAAUUCAGAUACCACCGCCAACAUUUUAACUUUAGAUCAAUUGAAUAGGAAGAAAAAUUCAUAUUAUUGUGUGUUGAAGCAUGGAAAUCUUUUUUUAUACAGCGAUGAGCCAAGUGUUGGAUUAUCCCAUGCCGUUGUUUUAAAAAAUUUUUUUGUUACUAUAUGGCCAAGGGAAGGUAUUUCUGAGGCUUCCUUAUUUACUAAGAAAACUUGCAUUGCUCUCUUCAAAAAUGAUUAUGUAACACCAAAGGGUAAAAUUAAGGUUGUUCCACCUUCUUCCUUCUCUAAUUGUUCCUCCUCUCCUUCAUCUCACCCCUCUGAAAAUGGUUUUCAAGGAAUCCCUAUUGAUAGAUUACCCACAAAAUCAUGUUAUUUCUUAUACUUUGAUAAUAAUUACGUUAAAGAAGAUUGGUAUUUUGCUCUUAUUGAUGCUACUAGAAAUCUCUCCUCUGUUGGUAAUAUAUCCUCGUUUGUUCAGCCUCCAAUAACCGCCCACUUUAAAACCAAAGAUAUGUUGAAAUUAAUUCAGACUAUUAAUUCUACUGAGGGCCAAUUAGCUACCAAAUGGUUAAAUGUAUUUUUGGGAAGAAUGUUUUUAUCUUUACAGCAAAAUGAUAAGCUGGCUAAUUUGAUCAAGGAGAAAUUGUAUACAAAACUGUCUAAAAUUAACAAACCAGAUUUUUUGGAUGAUUUUAAAAUCAAUUCCGUGGAUGCUGGUGAUAUAGCGCCCAUUUUCACCAACCCUAAAUGUACAGAAUUAAAUGUUGAGGGUGAUUGUAAGAUAUCUGUAGAUACUUUGUACACCGGUGGGUUAUCUUUGCAAAUAUCUACAAUUGCCACUCUAAACAUUGUCGGUUUCCGUAAACCUAAAAGAUUUCCAUUAGAGGUUAGUUUAAAAGUUAACAGAUUACAAGGUACCUUAAUGCUAAUUAUGAAGAGACCACCAAGCAACAGAAUAUGGUAUUGCUUCGAAAAUGAACCAGAUCUAGAUGUAAGUAUCGAACCCGUGAUUAGUAGUAAACAAUUAAGCUACAAUAUGGUAACUAACGCUUUAAAGAGUAAAUUAAGAGAUGCUUUGAAUGAAUCAAUUGUUUGGCCAGCAAUGGACGAUACUGUUUAUUACUUCCCCGAUUCUGAACAGUUCUAUAGAGGUGGUAUUUGGGUUGCCAAUACGAAUUGCAAAAGUUCUUCCACCGGUGAAAAUGGAAAAGAUGGUGACACCAAUCAAAAUGAUGGCAGCGGUAAUACUACUUCUGCUCAUCCUAACAAAUCUGAUGAUGAACUAAAUGCUAACGGCCAUCAUGGCAACCAAGAAAACAAAGAAGAUGCUUCUUCUGCAAUUUCCCUAUCAUCAACCUCCACUUCCUCAUCGCAAGAUUUAUUAAACCCCUACACUCCGCAAGAUCCAUUAUCUGAGGGAAAUGAUUUGAACUCACUAGGUUCCAAAAAAAACACUAAUGGCAUCAACGCUAAUAAUGAUGUUGACAAUAAUAACCGAACUUCUGUGGAGGUUGUUCGUAACAAAACAACUGAUAAGGUCGGCAACUUUAAAAACUAUUUAAAAAAAAAAUCGGCAGAUGCCGGCGAACAAUCACAUACUGACAAUUCGGAAGAAAACACUGGAGAAACCAAAAAAUACACAAAGAAAUUUGAAAAAUGGUACAAAAACGUGAAAGAAUCAGCAGCUACUUUAAUGAAUGAAGUUCGUGAAGAUAUUACUAAUAUUGAGGAUGAUAAUCACAAUAGUGAAGCCGGUAAUAAUGACGAUUCAUUAAAGGAAAAUUUAAAAACCAAAAAUGACACAUUAAACGGUUUAGAUGGAAAUUCUCCAAUAAACAAUGGCACAUGUAUAACUUCUUUGGUAUCUGGAAAUAACAUUCCAAAUUCAAAGGAUUCAGAAGAUUUAAGAAAGAGGGAUGAAGAAACACUAACUGCUAUUAAAGAGUCAAAAAAUCACAGUGGUAAAAUCGGUACCAAUGCUGGAAAUGUUAAUAAUAACAGUACGGAGACCGUUAAGAAACUACCUGAGAGUGUAAUCAAUACACAUCUGAUUCCUGAAAUGAUUUCCAGUAGAAGAAAAAGAUCCUCAAUUACUACUACAUCUACCGCCGAUACAAGCAAAGAUGGUUCAAUGAUAACAUCACAUGCUUUCAUCCCCAAUACUACUAAUACACCUGCUCCCAUUACCGGUGCUACCAUUAACAUUUCUGCUGCUUCUUCUUCUUCUUCUUCCUCUUCUCCUUCUUCUUCUUCCUCUUCCUCUCUCCCUUCUUCUCUCCCUUCUUCUCCCAGAAAAGAUUUAAAUGAGCCUGGUAUUAAUAUAUCACCAGUGCCACCAUCAACUGCUUCUACUUCUACUGCCCGUAAAUCGAAACCAGCUUCCAUGUUUGUUAAACAAGAUGAUCCUAUACUACAUCAUUCCUUAAUCACUUCUCCUGCAUCUCCUUCCACUCCAUUCCAAAAGAUGUCUAAUGAAAAAAGUAUAUAUUCUGAUAAAAAAGUUUCUUCAAUAAACUCAUCAACCAAAAUUUUAACUGUUAACGGCAAAGAAAUACAAGCAACCAAAAACGUUUCAAGACCACUACCGCCACCGCCACCGUCCCUACCAAAAAAGACAGGCACAGGUAUCCUUAAUACCGCCAGUAUUAAAAAGGAAUGA